AUGGCUUCUCUCGAGACAAAAGUGUACCGUCUUAGAGGCAUCCCGGCGCAUCUGGAUCGCCUCGGCCUCGCUAGGCUGAUCCAACCUUUCCUGCCUGCUGGAAAGCUGGAAGACAUUUCCGUGGCAUCGCUCGCGCUUAGCUGCGACUUCUGGUCCAGACAUCCCACAAAAACGGCAACGCUCACUCUACGAAACCUUCCGGAAGUUGUGCGUGAGGCUCCUGCGGCAGGCGAAUGGGAGCUCCCCGUUCUUGCUUUGCCCAAGCCGUUGAUCCUUGAUGAUACAUUCUUUGGACUCACUCCUCUUAAUGAAGUUCCUGAGUCACAGCAUCAGCACGACUGUAUCGUGAUAUCCGGGCUUGCAAGCCAUCCGAUGGGAUCAUGGCAGCCUCGCGGCAACAACAAAUCCUUCAUGUGGAUACGAGAUGCACUACCUGAACUCUUUCCCGGUGUCAGAUUUAUUCUCUAUGGAUAUGACACCAAGCUGGUCGGAAGCAAAUCCUUCCAGACGGUACCAGACCUCGCCAAUAACCUGAUCAAUGAGCUUAAUGCAGGGGGCUGGUCAUCGCCAAGCUCCAAACAGCUGUCGUUUUUGGCCCACAGCCUUGGAGGUGUAGUGUUGAAGCAAUGCCUAUUCAUGCUUGCUGAUAGUAACACUUCUGGCGAAGAGAUACUUCUCAAAAUAAAGGGUGCAAUAUUCUUCGGCGUUCCAAGCGAGGGCAUGAACAUUGAGGACAUUCACAGCAUGCUUGGAGACCAGCCAAAUAAGAGCGCACUUGUUGCCGAGAUAUCAGACAGGUCAGACUAUCUGUCCAGUUUAGAAAAACGCAUCUACGGUAUCUCGCGUAUCCAAGGCAUGAAGCUCUUUUGGGCCUAUGAAACCCAGACGACGCCUACCGUAGAGAUGGUCAGCGGCACGUAUCGCAGAUCAGGGCCAGAAGCCAUACUGGUAUCGCGAACAUCUGCCACAGGUAAUCGUUGCACUUCAGAUCCUGCAUCAACCAUACAAAUCGAUGCGAAUCACUCCAGCAUGGUGAAGUUCUCAUCCGGGAGCCAUAUGAUUGGCCCCAUUGCCAACAAGCUGCGGGAUAUACUUGGCAAUCAUCAAGAGGGUUUCGAUCGAUAUCCGGGGCGUUUGGCUACCCGCAACGUUCCGGUUCCGGCGGCUACAACAACCAACACCCAGGCUUUCAAAGAAAAUAGUCUCAAGAGACCUGGGGAUUCUACUCAGAACAUUGAUCUCUGGGAUAUUGAAACAAUCAUACAAUCCAUACGUGCUCCUGAGAGAGAUGAAAGGCUUCAGCAAGUUGAAGAUAGCGCUGGCUGCUCGUUCGAAUGGGUAUUUGAAGACCCUUCGAUUGGCUUAAGCCGCUGGUUGCAAAAGGGUGACGGCCUCUACUGGGUUUCCGGUCGCCCUGCCUCUGGGAAGUCAACCUUUAUGAAGUUUCUUCACAAGGAUGGACGCACAUCGCAGCUUCUGCGUGGAUGGUACAGCCGAGCCGAGCAAGUCAACGCCAACUUUUUCUUCCACUACCGUGGUAACCUCAUCCAAAAGUCGUUCGAGGGCUUGCUUAGAAGCAUUCUCAGCCAAGUCUUAGAGCAGGCUCCUGGGACUUAUCCAAUCUUUCAGUCGUUAUGCGAGCAUCACUGCCAACAAGCUAUCGAUGCGGAAUCCCUUGGAAGCUUAUCCUCAGACAUUAACGAGCUUUUGUUGACCCACGGCAUGGAGUUUGGCGCCGACUUCAAGCUGCUGCCAUUUCUGCAGUGCGAAGCUCUCACAAAGUUGUUCCACAACAUGGUUGUUGAGCCUUUGCGUGAAAGUUAUGGCGCAGAUACCGAUUGGAAAGAAAUUGAGCAGCUGGUAGUGCCUCGUAGAGAACAGCUUCAGUUGUUUCUGAGGCAGGGCCAGCUGUCAGAAAUAGACCGCUUCGUGAAUUGGCGGCGAUGGACCAAGAAGAUGAAAGACCGCUUUCUGUCCUUAUUGGCUGAUUGGCUCGUAGCCAUUGACCUAAAAGAGCAUUUAUUGAGAUUGGAUGUGUUGUCCGCACCUGAUUCUGCUCAUUCAUCGACACGAACGCAAGCCAAGGCAAGUUUCGCCGGACACAUUGAGAAUAUCAUGAGUCGACAUCGCAGGCGACUGGAUAUACGACAGUCCGCUCAGAACAAGAUUUGGACACGGCAUAACCUGGAGCAAGCGUUCUUUCAGAUUAUUAACCAGCAAUCAAUCGAUCUGGACAUGUGCGUUUUUAUUGACGCCCUGGACGAAUAUGAUGGACCCUCAGAGUUCAUUGCAGACUUUCUCAAGGAGAUCACGCAACGGAGAAGCAGUCGUACACGGCUCAAGAUUCUUUUCUCCAGUCGGCCAUGGGACAAGUUUACCGACGCUUUCAGCGACUGCCCUGGUUUCCGUAUUCACGAGCAUACCGAAAAUGAUGUUCGCGAGCUGUGUUUGCAUGUUAUACGGACUCAAUGCCCUGGGUCUCAGGAGCUCUUGCAGCUAGUGGAGGAGAUUGUGAAGCAAGCCAAUGGCGUUUUCCUGUGGGUGAAGCUGGUGCUACAAGACUUGUCUAGGAUUGCAGCAACCUUUUCACCCCGAGACGACACCAGAUCUUUAUCUAACAAGCUACAAGAGGAGUUGAAAAACCUCCCCGGGGACUUGGCCGACUACUAUAGUGCCAUUAUCGAACGGAUACCUCAAUCUUUUCGCCGCGAGGCUUUUUGUCUGCUCGAGGUUGUUACAAAAGGAGACGAAGUCUAUCUUCAAGACAUUCCUACGAUUCUCAGUUGUCUCAAUUUUUCCCGAUUUGCCGAGCGAGAUCAAAUUCUCGGGAGAAUUCUCCAAUCUAACGUGGAAGAGCUCGCUGUCUUACUGAGGACUUACACAGGCGGUCUCAUCGAAGCUUAUGGGGAACGGCAUGCCUUGAAGCUUCGAUUAUUGCACCAGACCACGGUAGACUUUGUCCAAUUGCCAGGAUUUAAAAGCCUCAUUCUGGAUACAGGAGCACAUGCUAUGAAUGAUAAUGGCUAUACUUUUCUUGCGAAGCUAGAGCUGCUUCGAUCCAAGCGGCCCAGGGAUGGUGCUCUGAGUUUACGUCGAAACUUUUUCAUUCACGCCAGGCGGUCCGAGAAGACUACGGGGAAGAGUUUGUACUCCUUUUUCGCGGACACUCGAGUUCAGUUCCAACUAGACCUGUCUACAGACUUCAUACCUGGAGCAAUGUGUCGAGCUAUGAGGUUGGAGACGGUCAAAGAGUCUUUUCCCGCCAUCGGAGUGGCCCUUUGUGCCUAUCUUCGCCUAUUCAUCGGAGAAGCCUUGCAAGCAGAUCCACUGAUAUUCUUUGAUACACCGGCUUGUUAUGUCAUGCCUAUUUAUUUAACAUACACUUGGGAAGUACUUGGGCUGGACGAAGCUCUGCAAAUGACGGGGACUUUGGCCACUCACGGCUUCCCAUUUGAAAAUCACACUGACGACUGUCUACUACCAGCACUCUGCACGUUGGGAAAAGUUCCAAGUCGGCUGAAACGAUCUGAGCCGUUCGUACUGGAUGUCACACGACGAUAUAAAAAUCCGAAUGUCGACUUACACCUGCCUCCACUUUGGUUUGAACCUCCGAUUAUCGACAUAGAUAUUCCAUCUGAAACAAGGGUUAAUAUUAUCUAUGUCUCUUCUUAUCAUAUCAUCAAAGACCUGCUCGAGAGAAAGGCCGAUCCAAACGUCCAGGCAUUCCAGGGCUACACGCCGCUGGACUGCUGGGUAUUAGAUGCUCUUAAGCCCCCCUCGCAAAGGCAUGAUGCUCAUAGGGUUAUGACGCUUCUCGUUCAAAACGGAGGGCUCCUCAAUAUGUGUACCACAAAGCAAUGGCGGGUAAAGAUGGGUGAGUUUCACGAGCAGGGGCUGUCCGUGUCGCUAUUCGAAGCGUUAGGCUAUCCCAAAUGGGUCAAAAAGGGCAAGUUUGGUCUGAGGCAGUUCAUGCGCAAUAAGGUUGUCGGUUUAUUCGAAAGUCAGACCAAUUAG
This is a messenger RNA of Trichoderma citrinoviride, 4014 nucleotides long. RefSeq lists its product as hypothetical. The coding region runs from base 1 to 4014 and encodes 1337 amino acids. Lineage: Eukaryota; Fungi; Ascomycota; Sordariomycetes; Hypocreales; Hypocreaceae. The record is from RefSeq and is a predicted model, not a curated record. The transcript has 4 exons.